AAUCCCUUUAGAACCUUCUAGGGUUUUGUUAUCCUCAACAGCUCUACACAUUCUAUCUUCAAAACAGAGUCUAAAAACACACUUCAUUCACUUCCUCAGUCCAUAGUAGAGAAAAAAACCUCUCCUUUACUAUCAAUAAUACCAAUUUCCCAAUAAAGCUCAGAAAGCAAUGGCGACAACUCAGCUGACCGCAUCAUCCAUUUCUGCUAAAGGUUUUGCAUCCUUCGAAGGGCUUAGGUCCACAAGUAAUGUAAAGGUUGCAUCUUUCGCUUCUUUAAAGCAGAAUAACAGGUCGUUCCGUGGACUUGUCGUUAAGGCUGCAACUGUUGUAUCCCCCAAGUACACUUCACUUAAACCAUUGGGUGAUAGAGUUCUCGUGAAGAUUAAGACCGCAGAGGAGAAGACUACAAGUGGUAUCAUACUUCCAACAUCAGCACAGUCAAAGCCACAAGGAGGUGAGGUUGUUGCUGUCGGGGAGGGUCGUACAAUUGGCAAAACGACAGUGGAAGUUAGUAUAAAGAAUGGUACUCAAGUGCUGUACUCAAGAUAUGCGGGAACUGAAUUGGAAUUCGAUGGAUCAAAGCACCUGAUUCUGAAAGAGGACGACAUUGUUGGUAUUCUUGAGACAGAUGAUAUCAAGGAUCUGCAGCCCUUGAAUGACAGAGUUCUAAUCAAGGUGGCUGAGGCUGAGGAAAAAACUUCUGGAGGAUUGUUUUUGAGUGAGGCCGCAAAGGAGAAACCUUCAAUUGGCACGGUGGUAGCCGUUGGACCCGGUCCUCUUGAUGAGGAAGGGAAGAGGAAAGCACCUUCAAUAUCCACUGGAAAUACAGUUCUGUAUUCCAAAUAUGCUGGCAAUGACUUCAAAGGAGCUGAUGGCUCUGAAUACAUCACUCUAAGGGCAUCUGAUGUAAUUGCUGUGCUUCCAUAGAUGUAAUUAUUAUAUGUAACAAGUCUUCCUUCUCAUGCUAGUACUUGCAGUGUAGUCUUAGAUAAGAGGAGAAUGUUGUACCACUUCGGGAUAAAACUUUUGCAAAUUAGCAAUUAAUAUCAUAUUCUGUAGAAUCCAAUUUUGGAA
Molecule: messenger RNA, 1075 nt
Organism: Lycium ferocissimum
Lineage: Eukaryota; Viridiplantae; Streptophyta; Magnoliopsida; Solanales; Solanaceae
Product: 20 kDa chaperonin, chloroplastic-like
Exons: 6
Coding region: 170-928 (252 amino acids)
Biological process (GO): positive regulation of superoxide dismutase activity
Cellular component (GO): chloroplast; mitochondrial matrix
Molecular function (GO): protein-folding chaperone binding; protein folding chaperone; transition metal ion binding
Source: RefSeq, a predicted model, not a curated record